Messenger RNA from Diaporthe batatas, 2588 nucleotides. RefSeq lists its product as uncharacterized. NCBI's taxonomy places the organism in Eukaryota, Fungi, Ascomycota, Sordariomycetes, Diaporthales, Diaporthaceae. The transcript has 4 exons. Gene Ontology annotation, cellular component: mitochondrial matrix. Gene Ontology annotation, molecular function: ATP binding; ATP hydrolysis activity. Gene Ontology annotation, biological process: protein catabolic process; proteolysis. The coding region runs from base 317 to 2068 and encodes 583 amino acids. The record is from RefSeq and is a predicted model, not a curated record.
CCCUGCCCCAUACCUGGGUACACAGACACCCAGGUGCCCAGGUUCCGUGGGCAUGUGGGUACUGUACCUAGACACCUAGGUACUAAGUACCUAGGUACCUAGGUAGGCAUGUAGGAACCCAGACGUGCUUACACCACCUCCCCACGACCUUCCGCCACCAAGUGCCUCGACGUGCAUACUGUUGGGCUGUUGCCACCAUCUCCUAGUUCUUCUGUCAGACAAGAGACCUCAUCAAGAUCCUCCAUCGUGACCUCGAGAGCCGCGAGACCUCCCAGACACAGGCUCCUCCUCUUAGCAUGUUGUGCCGUUCUCGGACAUGAUCAUGGCCUCCCGGGGGUCGCGAUUGUACUUGUUGCCACUGUCCCACGCCCGUCGAAAAGCCCCCUCACCAGGCUCUGGAUAUCGGGCCUAUUCUGUCUCCACGCCGUUCCGCUCGGCGAGGCGGCCGCAAAACUUCAACUCGGGCUUCACCAGUUCCUAUGACCCCACCGAACCUGUUCCCGACCGCGGGCCCAUGUUCGCGAACCCGACAUUUGGGGUCCCACAAUUCUACCCCCGCGAUCUCAAGACCCGCGUCGACGAGUAUGUCGUUGGCCAAGAAAGGGCCAAAAAGACCAUAUGCUCCGCCAUCUUCAAUCACUAUCAGAACCUGAGGAGGCGGAGGCACGACCUGGACCAGGACAAUAGACUGCGAGAGAAGCUGCAGCGCCAAAACCGCACGCGAGAGAGGGACCGUCUCGAGCCGUAUCGUGACCCUCACCCAGUCGAAGACGAGUUCCCUGGUCAUUAUGAGUCCAUACACAAGAGCCAUCAAGUCGCGGAUGUCGACGCUGCUGCCAAAGCCGCCGCCGAGUUCUACAUUCCCGAAGAUCCCAGUAUUCCUCACCAUACCAGGAUAGACAAGAGCAAUCUGCUGCUGAUAGGACCUACUGGUGUCGGGAAGACUUACAUCCUCGAGACCCUGAGCAAGAAGCUCAAUGUCCCCUUCACGAUAUGCGACUGCAACUCUUUCACGCAAGCUGGCUACAUUGGCCAAGAUGUCGAGAGCUGUAUCGAGAGACUCCUGAUCGAAUCGGGCUAUGACACGAGAGCGACCGAGAAUGGAAUUGUAGUGCUGGACGAGUUCGACAAAAUCGCGCGAAGAGAAACAUCGAAUGGCCGCGACGUCGGUGGAGAGGGUGUCCAACAAGCCCUCCUCAAGCUUGUGGAAGGGACAAAAGUCACAAUAAACGUCAAGGACAACAAGUCCCCGCGAUCUGCAGCCCCAAUAACGAGCAACUACGGAUCUGGCAGUUCGGGCUUGGCCCCCCCUAGCCCCCCUCCCUCAGGCAGGACGGACCAGUUCACCAUCGACACGAGGAAUAUUCUCUUCGUAUUUUGCGGUGCUUUUGUUGGCCUGGAAAAGCACAUAUUGGCGAGAGUGGCGAAACCGUCACUUGGAUUCGGGGCUGAAAUUGGUGAAGGCCGGUCAUCAAAAAAAGGCAACAAAACGGUUCUGCCGCGGGAGAUGUAUUCUCAUCUGCCGCACCAGCCUCUAGCAACGGCAGUGGAUGAGUCCGGAAGCACACCCUUCACACCAAUGGACCUAACCACGCCCGACGACCUGCAGGCUUUUGGUUUCAUCCCGGAACUCAUUGGUCGACUGCAUAAUAUUAUCGCAUUGUCACCAUUGUCACGAGAUGAACUCUUCCGGAUCUUGACAAUCCCCCGUAAUGGACUUGUCGCACAGUAUAGAGCCCUAUUCGAAACUUAUCCUUCCAAACUAUAUUUCACUACGCGUGCCCUCCUAACGAUUGCCGAGCGAGCCCUCGAGAAUGGCACUGGCGCCAGAGGGUUGAAGAUGGAAAUGGAGAGGGUACUUGCUGAGCCGAUGUACGAGGCCCCCGUGCAACACGUGCUCAUCACGGAGGCUUGCGUAAAAGGACGGGAGAAGGCUGGUUACUGGGGGAGAGACGGGUGGCUGGAAGUCGAGAGGCGCAUAAGGGCAGAGGAUGAGCCCCACGAAGUAGACGAGGCUGCCGUAUCAACAUUCGAGCAGUACCGAGAGGCAGGGCAAAGCGGCGAGUAACGCAUGGCAUAAACGUUUUCACAAGGGACGAGUUCUGUUCGGAUAUCCGCUCUGCCGUCACGGCAUUGCUCCGGCAACCUUGUACAUGACGCUCUGCUGUGGGCACCAUCAGAUGGGAGUUUCUCUUAUAGGAUUCCCUUUCGUGGGAUACCCUCAUACAGGACUGAUCUGGAAUAAUGUACCAUAGAGGAACCCUUGGGAUAUGGACAAGUGGAAUCACGGACUGGCUUACCGGCAUGUUCAACAAUUGCGUGAGUUGCCAAAUCUGUGACGGAAGGAUAAUAUGCGGCCUCGACAAAGGGCGGUAAAUGCCAGACUCCGCAACCCCUGUGCGUUUAGAAACGCUGCAUCGCUCGCUAGCUUGUAUCUUUCGACAAGCGAACAUUCGGCACCAUCGAUUUGGGCCACGAAUCAGGCGAGCUGGGUUGACCCGGAGCUCUGACGAGCAAUGGGGCCCGACAAGAGGCCAGCUGGAGACAAGGGCGCAGCACCAGUGUUGUUUAAGGAUCUUUGGGAUUCU